Molecule: messenger RNA, 618 nt
Organism: Fraxinus pennsylvanica
Lineage: Eukaryota; Viridiplantae; Streptophyta; Magnoliopsida; Lamiales; Oleaceae
Source: the annotation of a GenBank genome assembly
AUGUCUGCAAUUCGCGCAGAAGUACUUGUACAAGUGAUGAAUCACCUCGAUAAUGGACAUUGUAUGAACGUACAUUGUCAAUCGAAGGACGAUGAUCUUGGACUUCACUUGGUGGAAGAUGGUGACGACACCACUUGGAGUUUCGAUGUGAAUUUUUGGGGCACAACUUUAUUUUACUGUGAUGUGCAAUGGGAUGACUCAAAAUGGCACCACUUUGAUGCAUAUGAUGCUAAAAGGGAUUAUAGAAGAUUUGAAACGGCGGCAAAAUUCAAAGGUAACUACCUCAAGAAGGUGCUGGAGUCUGUGACACAGGUUAGCGAUAUCGACGCCGUAAUUGAGCAAGCCGAUGAAGCCCACCGGCUCUUUUCCGGCACCAAACCUGUUGCCAACCUCAUCAAUUUGGACUCUGCUUCUAGCACUUCUCAGAUGACUCCUGGGGAGAGGAGGGAGCAACUGAAGAAUGAGGCGGCAUUGCAUGCUAGUAGUCUUCGUGUUCCUUGCAGGUCGCCAUGGAAUGCUAAAAUGUCUGCACAAGAGCUUGAUGCCAAUGAAAGACAAGCUUUUCUAUCUCGUGGCCGACGGCUUGCUAGACAUUUUGUGUUUAUCAUUGCAAAUUGA